AUGGCAACGUACAAUGUCCGGGUUGUUACAGGCAACUUCCAUCAUUCAGGCACCUUUGAUUUAAUUUCCAUCACCUUGGUGGGCACCAAGGGCGAGAGUCCGAAAACCGCCCUUAACACCCUGAGUUCCCACUUCUAUCGAGGCAGGGAGAGUGAAUACAAAAUCACUUGUGAGCACAACCUGGGGGAAAUCCUUCUUCUCCGCCUCCAGAAAGAUGCCUUGGUUGAACCUCUUUCCAACAGCUGGUAUUGUAAUUUUGUCACGGUGACAUCGGCCAAGGGGAUGACCUACAAUUUCCCCUGCUACCAGUGGAUAGAGGACUCCCAGCCACUAGAGCUCCGAGAGGGAAUGGCGAAGACACCUGCCAUGGACAGUUUGCCAAGGUUGCAGCAGCAUCGAGAGGAAGAGCUUCAGCGCAGACAGAAUACAUACUGGUGGAAGGAGUUUGCACCAGGGGUCCCUUAUUGCCUGGAUGUCAACUCUGUUGAGGAGCUGGACACAGACAUCAAAUUUUCUUUCACCAAAGCCGCCACCUUCAUCCAAAACUCCAAGGCCAAGCAAGUGGAACUCAAGCUGAGAGGGUAUUCUGAUAGACAAGAAUCCUGGGACAAAUUGGAGGACAUCAAGAAGGUUUUCUGGUUUAACAAGACAGAGAUGUCAGAACAUGUCAUGGAGCAUUGGAAGAGGGACGAAUUCUUUGGCUACCAAUUCUUAAAUGGACUGAACCCAAACGUCAUCCAGUUAUGCACCAAGAUCCCGUCUAAUUUUCCUGUGACCCAAGAGAUGGUAGCCAGAUCUCUUGGGGACUCCACCACAUUGCAGAAGGAGCUGAAUAAGCAAAGGAUUUUCAUUGCGGAUUACCACAUCUUGGAGGGCAUUAGUCCGGGGCUGAAUAAUGGACGUCUUCAGCAUAUAGCAGCUCCAUUGUGUUUGCUACACUUGUCAUCUGAAGGGCGUCUCAUGCCUCUUGCCAUCCAGCUUAGCCAGUCUUCCAACUCACCCAUCUUCCUGCCCAGCGAUCCUGAAUGGGAUUGGAUCCUGGCCAAGACCUGGGUGCGCAAUUCUGACUUCCUCGUGCACCAGGCUCUCACCCACCUGCUCCGGACGCACCUCCUGGCGGAGGUGUUCACCAUAGCGACUCUCCGCCAGCUUCCGAUGUGUCAUCCUCUCUACAAGCUCCUGAUCCCUCACACCCGCUAUACCCUUCACAUCAACACCUUGGCCCGGACCCUCCUUGCUGCAAAAGGAGGAGUGUUUGAUAAGGCAAUUGGCACCGGCUUUGAGGGCUUGGUCCAGCUGUUGCAAAAGGGGACGGCAGCUACGAUGUAUUCCUCCCUUUGUCUCCCAGAAGAUAUCAAGGCCCGUGGAGUGUCUUCGUUGCCCAACUAUCACUACAAAGAUGAUGGUCUGAAGAUCUGGGCAGCAGUAGAGAGCUUUGUCUCUGGCAUUGUUGAUUUGUAUUAUAAGAUGGAUUGUUCCGUCCAGGAAGAUUCAGAACUGCAGUCCUGGAUAUACGAGAUUUUUCAGAAAGGCUUCCUGGCACGGACAUCUUCUGGCAUCCCUUCCUCAUUCAGGACUGUGAAAGAACUCAAAAAGUUCCUGACCAUGGUGAUUUAUACCUGCUCAGCCCAGCAUGCUGCUGUGAACAGCGGACAGUUUGAUAUCGGUGCCUGGAUGCCCAACUUCCCCUCCUCCAUGAGGAAGCCUCCCCCACAGAGCAAGGGCCAAGCGAGUCUGAAGAGCUACAAAGACACCAUCCCAGAAGUCAACAUCACAUCCAUCAUCCUGAGCACCCUGUGGCAGCUCAGUGCCCCUUCAGGAGACAUGAUUCCCUUGGGCCGAUAUCCUGACGAGCAUUUCACCGAGAAGGCCGCUAAAAAGCUCAUUGCAGCCUUUCAAGACCAACUGGACAAGAUUUCCAAGGAAAUUAAGAAGAGGAAUAAAUCGCUCACCGAGAAGGAGCCUCUCACCAAAGAGGAUGAGUCUGUCCUUGUUGCUUACAACUACCUCUAUCCUCCCGAGAUAGAGAACAGUGUCAGCAUUUAA
Molecule: messenger RNA, 2046 nt
Organism: Python bivittatus (Burmese python)
Lineage: Eukaryota; Metazoa; Chordata; Lepidosauria; Squamata; Pythonidae
Product: hydroperoxide isomerase ALOXE3
Biological process (GO): lipid oxidation
Molecular function (GO): oxidoreductase activity, acting on single donors with incorporation of molecular oxygen, incorporation of two atoms of oxygen; protein binding; iron ion binding
Source: RefSeq, a predicted model, not a curated record